Ipomoea nil (Japanese morning glory) is the source of this 1629-nucleotide messenger RNA. RefSeq lists its product as uncharacterized. The record is from RefSeq and is a predicted model, not a curated record. Lineage: Eukaryota; Viridiplantae; Streptophyta; Magnoliopsida; Solanales; Convolvulaceae. The transcript is spliced from 2 exons. The coding region runs from base 1 to 1629 and encodes 542 amino acids.
AUGGUGAAGAAGAGAAAUCAAAGAAAAGGAAAAAUACCUCGGAGAGGAACCACACCACAGUACGCCGUCUCCGGAGUUCCAUCGAAUCCAGUAUGCAUCGAAGAAGAAGAUCUCACCACCAUCAUCAUGGACCAGGUCCCCAUCUCGCAAGUUCCAUUUGAAGAGGUUCAAGAACAUCAAAACCCUAACCCAGGUAAUCUUACAGAUGAAUUACAUGGAGAUUUUACAAUUUGCCUACCCACUAUAAAUGAAACUGGGGACAACACUAAUUGUACCCAAGUAGAGGAAGAACACCCCAUGGUCGGAGUUGUUGAACCAUCAUCUCCACCUCCUCUGUCCGACAGAGAACAGAGAAAAAGAAGAAAGUCUGACCCCUAUGAAGGGGCAGAUCCGAGAGCAAAAAGACCCAACGAUUUCCCUAUCUCUGCUAGACCCCCUCGAAUAACUCCUAAUAUACCUCCCCCAAAGCAGAAUAAUCCCAAGAAACAAAAAGAAAAAAUUACAGAAGAGGAACAAGAUUGGGUUCCCGAAGACUUAAGCGAAGCCUCUGUUUGUGAUAAAGCUCAUCCAGAAAAGAAGAAAAAGAAAUUAGGUAUUAAGGAAAAAGGAAAACAGAAAGUAGUUAGUGAUGCUGACCUGUCAAAACUACCCAAGCCCUAUAGUCCAAAAUUUCUGUCUAAAGAAAAUUCCAAAACAUGGAAAAAAAUUCUUGGAGAAAAAGGAUCAGUUAUCAAUAUUGAUCCUUAUGAAGAACAGGCUGUCAAAGAAUUUUACUGCAACCUCACCAAAGACUCAUCAUCUCCUAGCAACCCUAUGUAUGGAAAGGCAUAUCUAAGAGGGAAAUUCUAUGAAUUCAAUCCAGAAAUCAUCAAUAAUCACCUAGGAACAACCAGUGAAGAACAAGGUGUUCAAAUAGAAAGUGAACAGGUUAUUCAAGAGCUUACAACUGGAAAUGUGAGUUUUGAUAAAAACAAAAUCAAGGCUGCCUCAUUAACAAGCAAGUAUGCUAUACUACAGAAAAUUGCCCUUGUGAAUUGGAUGCCCUCUCUGCAUGAAACAACAGUUAAGUGGAGUCUAGCAGAACUACUGUACAAAAUAGGGAAGGGAAUCAAAGUUAACAUUGGAGACAUUAUGUACUCACAGAUUACAAACUUGACAGAAAGUAGUGAGUCAAAGGCUUCCCUCAGUUUCCCUAAUCUGAUCUACUCUAUUCUAUCCAAACAAGGACUGAAAUCACAUGGACCGAAGACACAAGUCAAGACCAUAAACACAACCAUGAAGCUGAAAAAAGGGGGACACCAAAAUGAUCUCAAAGCCUCUAUCCCAACUGAAGAUCCAACAGAUCAGAAAACCCUACUAAAAUACUUCGAGAAAAGACUGAAUGAAUUGGAAAAUUCAGAGAAACAGAUUCUAAGGAAACAUAUGGAAAUCAAGGAGGAAAAAGCAGAAGUCCUACAAUGGCUACAAGCUCUCAAACCAGACAAUAGAGAAGAGGAAGAUAAAACAGAAGAAACUCAGAAGAAUGACCAAGAAGGAAGUGAUAAACAUGAUGAUAGCUCAGAAGAAGAAAGUCAGAAGAAUAAUCAGGAAGAAGAUGUUGAAACAACUGUUUCAACAUCCCCUGUAUAA